Molecule: messenger RNA, 2837 nt
Organism: Gavialis gangeticus (Gharial)
Lineage: Eukaryota; Metazoa; Chordata; Crocodylia; Gavialidae
Gene: SMCO3
Product: single-pass membrane protein with coiled-coil domains 3
Exons: 2
Coding region: 1011-1688 (225 amino acids)
Source: RefSeq, a predicted model, not a curated record
GGCACUGAUCAGAGCCCUCAGAAACAGUGCUGAAGAUCUGAAUUUGGCAGGAAGCUCAGCAGAAACUGAAGGAAUAUGUAGAGGGAACAAAGCUUUGGUGAAGGUCUUUCCAAAUCAAUCUCAAAUGUAAAGGGACCAAUAGGGUGGUGAUGCCCUCAUAUCUUACAAUCUAAGUUAGGUGACCCUGGUAAGCUCUUGAAUAGGAAACUUUCAAAUUUAAAAAAAAGUUGAAGAAAAUUAGUGGUUCUAUCCUUAGAAUUUUCUUUGGUUUUACAUUCCAGCAUGCACAUAACUCUGAAAUUAAGGGGAAUUUUGUGUACUGAUUUUGUAUUGGGACGAUGGCUUAAUGUUCAGAGGAAAAUCAAGACUGAUGAUAUAUAUUUAUGUUUCUGUCAGUGCAUGUGUUUAUCCUUAGUACACACCCAUUUAACUUGAGAAGGGUCUGUCUAGCCAUGUGACUGCAUCUCACUGUGGUGUGCUGAAGGCUUACCUUUCCUGAGGUAUAUACUUUUCUGUUAGUUUUAGAUUGCUCAUCACUUUUCUUCCAUAAUUCAUAUGCUUAGAGUAACAGUUAAACAACAUGUUUGCAAAGCAAUGAAGUAUAUAGAAUACAUAUUUUAUAAAUAUUUUGGUGGGACUUGUGUUUAAUGUAUAUGGAUUGCUGCUAUACUUCUACCUUAAAGACAGAAGACCUUUUGAUCUAUCCCCGCCAAUCAAGGACUUUUGAUCAGCACAAAAUACAUGAAAGCAUUUUAAAACUGCAAGGAGUGGGGAAAAAAGACAAUGGGCUCUGAGCCUGGAUGUUAAUUCUAGAGAGCAGUGAUACAUUAAAAUAACCUACAAACCAGGCAGGCAGCAGGACCCAGCUGCAGUAACAAUCCCUACAGACUAUGUCAUCAUAUUCUAUCAGAAAAUACGAGAGGAACCCAGUGAAAAGCAAAUUCACUGUCCUGCACAUCCACAGCUGAUUACAGAGGCUCUGAAUAAAAACAGCAGCAGUUCUCUGAAGAAUGGCUCUGAGUGACCUCCUCUACCCAGACAACCCAAAGAGACGGCAAGAAGUGAUCCGGCUGCACCAAGAGCUGCUUGACUGCAUGUCAGUUAACUUCCUUGCCACCAAUGAACUGAUUGGCGUGCUGAAUGCACAUUUGGGGUGUUCGAUUGCCCACAUCCAGAUGAGAAAGACUGGCACCAUUAAGGAAAACUGUGACAUUAUCAUCCAAGCCAUGGGUGAGAUUCAACAGGAAGUCAGGAAGAUUGACAAAGAAAUGAAGGAAAAACUGGAUCCAAUGCUGUACCAAAAACUUUGUGAUAUCAAAGAGCCGGAGGUGGGGAAAAUAGCAAUAGCACACAAAGUUUUUUCAAUUAUUCUUGGGGAAGCUACUUCCACUGCUGGUCUGUUAGCUGUGAAACUAAUUGGCUCAAAUGUUAUAACCAAUACCGUUAGCAAACUGGUCACUCUGCUUGCCCAGAUUGGUGCUUCUGUUCUUGGAGGUAUUGGAAUUGCUAUUCUUGGGCUAGGCAUUGAUGUGGUCCUCCAGGCCAUCCUAGGAGCAGUUGAGAGGGAUCAGCUGCUGGCCUCUGUUAAAAGUUAUGAGGAUCACCUGGCUGAAUUUAAGACAGCCUCAGAAAAAUAUUCAUGUGCCAUAAAUGAAGCAACUUCAAUAGUGAAACAUAAAACUCAGUGAAUGGCUUUUUAAGUUGUCUCUAGUUGUCACAAUGACAGAAUUUACUAGAUGUAAGAAUCAAACCAGUUCAUGUACACUUUGAUCCUUCAUGGUUGAGCAAACUUUUUUCUUUAACUUCAGGCAUUUUUUGAGGUGGCACCAGGGAUAGCUCAAAGAGUUGGAACUGAGCUCUUUCAAUAACUGAUUCAAGCCCACUUCAGAAAAGUAGUAUAUGAAAGUACCUGCUUCUGGUGUUUGCUGAGAUUAUGGGAAAUAAAAUGGUCAUUCCUAAUCUAGUAAACUAGUGGUCAAGUAGCUGCAGAAGAUAAAAUCAUCAUCAUGCCUAACUCUAAUUCCCAGGUUCUGGAGAGAUGCCAGUAGCUGAAUAAAGGUCAGAUCUACACUAGAAACUUUUGUCGAUACAAUAAUGGUUUAAGAGUGUGAUUUUUAUGAUGUUUAUUUUUUAUUGACAAAAGCCUGAGUGGAGAUGCAGAUACACUGAAAAAGAAGGUGGGCUUUUCUUGUGUCAGAAUCUCCACAUUUGGAGGGUUACUGGUAUUGCAACUUUUUUCUGGUGCAUACUAGACCUAAUCUUGAUAUACAGGAUUCCCCUCUCAUGGUCAUCUGUCAAUGCUUUGACUCUGUAUCUAUGAAGCCACCCAGUGCCCUACUUAAAAUGAACUCUAAUCCUGACAGAGUUGUGGUUUGAAAAAUAUGUGCGCACACAAUUUAAGCUCUACAGUUAAGAGAUGAAAAGAAGGUUCCAGCAUUCCAGAGAUUCUAUGGGCCCAAUCAUGAAAACACACGUGCAAUUAAUAUUGUGCAUACAUGCAGUUCUUCUGGGUUAAACGGAUCUACAUCCAGGCAAAAGUGCUUGCAGGACGACUGGCCUACAAGGACAUGCUAUUUUCUUUUUUUUAAAGUGAUUAAUGGAUGAGUGAUAUGGGAUGGUAGUGGGCUUGUUCAAUAUAUUCACAGCCUGUAAAACAUCACAACACAAAUACUACAAAUCUAAAUGUGCCUAGUUUGGAAACAAACGGUUAGAGCAAAGAGUUUGAUUUGUAUGCCCCUUCUCUGAGACACACUGAAGUUUGGUUUUUUUUGGCUAUGUUAUUUGAAUAAAAAUUGUAAUUUUAAAAAUAUAUUAAACCUGUACCAUAUUAAUUUUGA